Molecule: messenger RNA, 1515 nt
Organism: Trichoplusia ni (cabbage looper)
Lineage: Eukaryota; Metazoa; Arthropoda; Insecta; Lepidoptera; Noctuidae
Product: ATP-dependent RNA helicase p62-like
Exons: 3
Coding region: 155-1489 (444 amino acids)
Cellular component (GO): ribonucleoprotein complex; cytoplasm; nucleus
Molecular function (GO): RNA helicase activity; ATP binding; RNA binding
Source: RefSeq, a predicted model, not a curated record
UUCGAGUUUCAAGUUGAACCCCACCCUCCGCUAAACUAGCUCAACUCCUCUUUGCAACUCUCCUUUCGGCGUUAGCAGUGGUCAAGAUCGACCCUGCUACAUAAAAUAAUCUGGUAUUACUUGAAACAUCGUGUAAUAUUUACGACCUUACACAAUGUCUAGCAGUAGUUGGAACAAUAGCCGCGGCGGAAGCGGCGGUUCCAAAUUCGGAGGAGAAAGGAAGUUCGGCAGUAGUAAUGGAUCUUCUCGAUUCAGCAACGGGGGAUCUAAGUUUGGUGGAGGUGGCGGUGGGGGCGGUGGUAGAUUCGGUGGUUCUGGCGGUGGGUUUGGAGGCAAAAAAGAUUUUACCGGUGGCCAGAACAUGCGUCGUCCAAACUGGGAUUCUAUGUCGCUACAGCCAUUUAACAAAGAUUUCUACAACCCACAUCCAACUGUUCUAAGCAGAUCCCCCUAUGAAGUCGAAGAAUACAGAAGUAAACAUGAGAUCACUGUCAGUGGGGUUGAAGUCCCUAAUUCUAUUCAAAACUUUGAUGAAGCCAACUUUCCUGAUUACGUUAAUCAAAGCAUAAGCAACAUGGGUUACAAAGACCCUACGCCUAUCCAGGCUCAGGGAUGGCCAAUUGCUAUGUCUGGAAAGAAUUUAGUAGGUAUUGCUCAGACAGGCUCAGGAAAGACCCUUGCCUAUAUUUUGCCUGCUAUUGUUCACAUUAACAACCAACCUCCUAUCAGGCGCGGAGAUGGGCCUAUUGCCUUAGUAUUAGCACCAACUAGAGAAUUAGCUCAACAAAUUCAGCAAGUUGCUUCUGACUUUGGCAAUUCUGCCUAUGUUCGUAACACUUGUGUAUUUGGUGGUGCCCCUAAAAGAGAACAAGGCCGUGACUUGGAACGUGGAGUUGAAAUUGUUAUUGCUACACCUGGAAGGUUAAUUGAUUUCUUAGAAAAAGGUACCACAAACUUGCAGAGAUGCACAUAUUUGGUACUUGAUGAAGCUGAUCGUAUGUUGGACAUGGGUUUUGAACCUCAAAUCAGGAAAAUCAUUGAACAGAUUCGUCCUGACAGACAGACUUUGAUGUGGUCAGCAACAUGGCCGAAAGAAGUGAGAAAGCUGGCUGAAGAUUACCUUGGAGACUAUCUACAAAUUAACAUUGGAUCAUUACAAUUAUCAGCAAAUCACAACAUCUUACAAAUUGUUGAUGUUUGUCAAGAACAUGAAAAGGAAAACAAGUUAAAUGUACUGUUACAAGAAAUUGGACAGAGCCAAGAGCCUGGAGCAAAAACAAUUAUAUUUGUAGAAACCAAGAGAAAAGUAGAAAAUAUCACUAGGAAUAUUAGACGAUAUGGAUGGCCUGCAGUUUGCAUGCAUGGUGACAAAACACAGCAAGAGAGGGAUGAAACAUUAUAUCAAUUCAAACAAGGCAGAGCUAGCAUUCUAGUAGCAACUGAUGUUGCUGCCAGAGGACUUGGUAAAUAUUUUUUAGGGAAUUUUUAAAAUUAAUUUAUCAUAAAUGAAUGCUU